Molecule: messenger RNA, 2449 nt
Organism: Aspergillus nidulans FGSC A4
Lineage: Eukaryota; Fungi; Ascomycota; Eurotiomycetes; Eurotiales; Aspergillaceae
Gene: mvp1
Product: sorting nexin Mvp1
Exons: 4
Coding region: 1-2217 (738 amino acids)
Biological process (GO): retrograde transport, endosome to Golgi
Cellular component (GO): membrane; cytosol; cytoplasm
Molecular function (GO): phosphatidylinositol binding
Source: RefSeq, a predicted model, not a curated record
AUGUCAUUAUUUGGGACGUCGCCAGAUGACUCCCCGGCAGCCGAUUCAGCUCGGAGAUCCAAAACUUCUUUAUUUGCCGACGAGCCUUCGUUCGGCACCGGCAGCGCUAAUUUUGGCGGGUCCUCUCUCUUCGCAGAUGACGAUGAUUUAGGUUCACCGUGGAAUAGUAACACUGCCAAACGAACAUCCAAACAACAAUUGGUCAAAACUUUGUUGCCGGACUCGGAUGUACCUGAAAGCUAUAUCGAUGCGUACGACCUCGUACUGAGUGCGGGGGAAAGAGCGGGCACGGGCGUUAGCCUAACGACUGUUCGAGAGCUAUUGUCUGGCGGCGGACUUUCGGCAACGGAUCAGGCCAAGAUCCUCAACCUUGUUCUCUCCGGUGAUACUGAUAGGUCCAACGGGCUGAGUCGUGGAGAGUUCAAUGUUCUACUAGCUUUGAUAGGGCUUGCGCAGGAAGGUGAAGACUUAACUUUCGACACCGUAGACGAUCGCCGCAAGAGUAUGUCCUUUGCGUCCGAAGACUACAUUGAAACUAACAGGCUUGCAGAGCUUCCUGUACCAAAUAGCUCCUAUUUGGAUGCGCUGCGCGCGAAGCAAGAGUCUAUCAUGCCCCCUUCGCAUGAGCGUCCUUCCACUCCUCCUGCGCCCCCAAUUCCCGUACAAGAACCGAGCCCCGCGCAAUCGCGGCGUGCUAGAGGAGAUUCCAUGGGUGGCCUAGAUGCAGACCCAUGGGGUAGUCCGCAGCUACAUCGUGGCCAUGCUCACACUCAGCGCGAAGCCGAGCGCGGCAUGCUGAAUGGGUAUGGCAGCGUUCGAUCAGCAACAAACGCCUGGUCCAAGACUGGUGACUCGGUAAAUCCAGAUGCACCCUCUAAUUCGAGCUACACAAAUGGCCGGUCUGAGAUUCGCAGUUCCAAUAGCGCCGAUUACGGGUGGGGUGACCAUUUUGCGCAAUCAUCACAGGGCGGGAGCCUCGGAGGGCCAGUUCAGCCUGGUCUCGGAGAUUUUGGACGGCCAGGGAUCGGUCGGGGCGAGCCUAAUCCCAGUCGACAGUCACUGAACAUUGACCGGGCCAUAAACAACCAUGUCAAAGAAGUGGUGACAGUAACACUUCUCCCAGAGAAGGAGGGGUUGUUCAUGUUUCAGCAUCGCAAUUACGAGGUUAAAUCGGCACGUCGCGGGAGCACAGUUGUUCGACGUUAUAGUGAUUUUGUCUGGCUUCUUGAUUGUCUUCAUAAACGAUACCCAUUCCGUCAACUACCUCUACUUCCACCGAAACGUAUUGCAGCGGAUUCAAAUUCUUUUCUCGAAAAGCGUCGGCGCGGUCUCGUACGAUUUAUGAAUGCCCUUGUCUCACAUCCGGUUCUCAGUCAGGAGCAGCUGGUGGUUAUGUUCUUGACGGUUCCUACGGAGCUCUCGGUAUGGCGAAAGCAAGCGACAAUAUCUGUGCAAGAUGAAUUUGCUGGUCGGGUUCUACCCCCUGACCUAGAAGACUCUUUACCCUCCACCCUCAUGGAGACCUUCGAGACAGUCAGGAGCGGCGUUAAACGGUCGGCCGAGGUUUAUAUCAACCUCUGCACGCUUCUUGAGCGGCUAGCCAAACGUAAUGAAGGCCUUGCUGCAGACCAUCUGCGUUUCUCGCUUGCCCUGCAGUCCCUUACAGAAAUGACUCGGGACACAUACGCGUUAGAUACGAACGACGUGCCUUUACUGAAUGAAGGGAUCAAGGCCACGGCAAGACACUUGUCCGCCAGUCAAAGUCUGCUAGAAGACGAGGCGCGGGCGUGGGAAGACGGAGUGUUGGAAGAUUUGAAACGUCAGCGAGACAGCCUAGUGAGUGUGCGGGAGAUGUUUGACCGACGGGACCGAUAUGCCCGUAACAACAUCCCCCAGUUAGAAAGGCGAAUUGAGGCGAAUGAACGCAAGCUCCAAGACCUACGAGCGCGACCACAGGGGACCGUCAAGCCAGGUGAAAUCGAAAAGGUCGAGGAGUCGAUUUUCAAGGACAAAGAAUCAAUUGUACAACAGCAUGCGCGUGGAGUGUUCAUCAAAGAGUGCAUCCGAGACGAGCUUAUCUACUUCCAACAGAGCCAGUAUCACAUCAGCCGGCUUCAUCAGGAUUGGAGUCAAGAGCGAGUCAAGUACUCGGAGCUGCAAGCUGACAACUGGCGGUCACUGGGUGACCAGGUGGAGGGGAUGCCUCUUGGAGACUAAGCAUUACUGCGUCUCCAGUGGAAAUCGUAGCUCCGCGCAUGCAAUGAGGGAUUUUCUGUAUUCGGUAUUGACUUUUUGUCUUUACCUUCUCUUUGUUUUUGUUUUGUUUUCUUUUUCUUCUAUGUUCGCCUUGAUGUUUGCUAUUCCUUUGCGCGUGCAGGUGCCUAUAUGUUGUUCUAUUAGCCGAGAUAUAUCUCCUUUUAUCUUCAUGGAAUGCAUUCGUUUUCUCAGC